Brenthis ino (lesser marbled fritillary) is the source of this 1464-nucleotide messenger RNA. Lineage: Eukaryota; Metazoa; Arthropoda; Insecta; Lepidoptera; Nymphalidae. The record is from the annotation of a GenBank genome assembly.
AUGAGGACGUUGCCAAGAACGCUUGUGCUGUUAGUGGUGGCCACCGCGGUGACCUGCACGCCAGUCAUCAAUGAUCUUGAACCAGGAAAAGAAUGGCCAAAAAGAGGAGAAUUUAAACAACCACAGGAAACUGAAUUUAAACAGCCACAGGAAACUGAGCACGAUAUUUCGACUGAAGCAGCACUAACUACUCUUGUUGCUGAAGAUCCCCCAGUCGAUGCAAAGGAUGACAUUGAAGAAGAAAUUUUAAUACUUGCGAAAGCUGCAGACCUUAGCGAUACAAAAGUAGAUUACACGGGUGCACAGCUAUGGAAAGUUUCGACGGAAAGAUCUGGUGUAAGAAGCGUUCUCGGAAGACUUCGUCGUAGAAACCUUAUAGCUACUUGGGGCGGUAACCACUCUUAUGUGGAUGUUCUCGUCAAACCUAAUGCUCUGCAAAAUGUAACCAGAAUAUUUAACAGAGAAAAUAUAUCAUUCGAUGUUAUUAUUGAUGAUUUGCAAAAAAGGAUUAACGAAGAAAAUCCACCGUUGGAUGAAAACGAAGUCGAGCUUCAAGAUAGACGAGGCCAUCGUAUGACUUGGAAACAAUACCACAGACUUGAGGACAUUCACGGUUUUAUGGACUACCUCGCUAAGACCUAUCCCAAAAUAAUUAGUGUCAACACUAUAGGAAAAUCUUACGAAGGAAGAGAUCUUAAAGUGCUACGAAUUUCUGAUGGGAAACCAACAAACAAAGCUGUAUUUAUAGAUGGAGGUAUUCAUGCGCGAGAAUGGAUUAGCCCAGCUACCGUUACUUAUUUCAUCAACCAAAUCGCAGAGAAUUUUGACGAGGAAUCUGAUGAUAUGAAAAAUAUUGACUGGUAUUUCCUACCGGUAGUCAAUCCAGAUGGUUAUGAAUACACGCACGUUAAGGAUCGCUUAUGGAGAAAAAAUAGAAAGCCUACAAGACAGUGCACCGGCACUGAUCUGAACAGGAACUUUGGGUAUCGUUGGGGUGGUAAAGGAUCUUCUAGCAACCCCUGCAGUGACAUAUAUCGAGGUUCCAGGGCUUUCUCUGAACCAGAAUCAAAAGCUGUGUCUGAAUUCAUCAAGAGCAGUGCCUCCAAUUUCACAGCUUAUUUAACUUAUCAUAGCUAUGGGCAGUAUCUGCUCUACCCAUGGGGCUAUGACAACGCAGUACCACCUGAUCACAAGGAAUUAGAACUUUUAGGGAAUAGCAUUGCUUCAGCCAUAGAGAAAACAGGUGGUUCUAAAUAUGCAGUGGGCUCAUCAAGUGGGCUUCUAUACCCCGCAGCAGGGGGUUCUGAUGACUGGGCCAAAGCUCAAGGAAUAAAAUAUACAUACACUAUUGAAUUAAGUGACACUGGUCGCUAUGGAUUUGUUUUACCAACAUCAUAUAUUGAGCCUGUAGCAAGAGAAUCACUUGCUGGACUGAGAGUACUUGCAGCUCAAGUUACUAAGCAG